AUGCGGGCCAGCCAAAAUAAUCAAAGCGUGGCGGCUGUCCACUCUCCACCCACAGAGAUGGUCCCCAAGGCUAAGGCUUCCCAAGGAAAACACUUUCUCUCCGGCUUGGCGUCAGGUAUAGGAUCUGCGGUGCUUUUGCAGCCCUUAGAUCUACUGAAAACCCGAGUCCAGCAGCCCAACAGACCAUCCAUCAUCACCAGCUUGAGAGGGGCAGUGAGGUCUCACCCCGGCCAGCUCAACAUCUUGGCCCUAUGGAGAGGUACGGCACCCUCAGCUCUACGCACGGGGUUCGGGUCCGCUCUUUAUUUCAUGCUCCUCAACUCUCUUCGCCAGAAUGCAUUACGGUUCUCCGUUUUCCGUGAUCACACCACCAGCGCUUUCCAUUCAUCUCAGCUGCCGACUCUCUCACAUACCGCCAAUCUGUUUACUGGCGCGACAGCCAGGAUAUUAGCUGGAUUGGUUCUCAUGCCUUUGACCGUAAUAAAAGUCCGUUUCGAGUCUAAUAUGUACUCGUAUCGUACUAUCCGAGGAGCCGCCCAGGACAUCUAUAGGGCCGGUGGCAUUCGCGGAUUUUUCUCCGGGUUCGGCCCAACCGCGAUUAGGGAUGGGCCUUAUGCGGGCAUGUACGUGCUGCUCUACGAAGGGCUGAAAAAGAGGUUGAGCCAGGCAUCAACGGCCCAGCAAGCAGCUCUUGGCUCGAAAGCACUUGAUCCAGGGAAGAGUAGCACUGCCAUUAACUUCACAUCCGCCAUUGUAGCGGGCGGCACCUGCUCGUUAAUAUCCAACCCCUUUGAUGCCAUCAAAACUAGGAUUCAGUUGGAGCCAGACCGCUAUACCAAUAUGAUGCAGGCGUGCAGGAAGAUGGUGGCGGCAGAGGGCCUGCGAUCUCUCUUUGACGGUCUUGCGCUUCGAAUGGCGAGAAAAGCAAUGAGUUCUGCUCUAGCAUGGACGGUGUACGAGGAGUUAAUUCGCAUCCGCUGGAGAAGGGAGUGA
Molecule: messenger RNA, 993 nt
Organism: Scedosporium apiospermum
Lineage: Eukaryota; Fungi; Ascomycota; Sordariomycetes; Microascales; Microascaceae
Product: Solute carrier family 25 member 38-like protein
Exons: 2
Coding region: 1-993 (330 amino acids)
Biological process (GO): glycine import into mitochondrion
Cellular component (GO): mitochondrion; mitochondrial inner membrane
Molecular function (GO): glycine transmembrane transporter activity
Source: RefSeq, a predicted model, not a curated record